This is a messenger RNA of Thunnus maccoyii (southern bluefin tuna), 4714 nucleotides long. RefSeq names its product calpain-5-like. Bases 73 to 2004 code for a protein of 643 amino acids. Lineage: Eukaryota; Metazoa; Chordata; Actinopteri; Scombriformes; Scombridae. Gene Ontology annotation, biological process: proteolysis. The transcript is spliced from 13 exons. Gene Ontology annotation, cellular component: cytoplasm. The record is from RefSeq and is a predicted model, not a curated record. Gene Ontology annotation, molecular function: calcium-dependent cysteine-type endopeptidase activity.
GGAGAACUAUACAGACAGGUACGACACCUGGAGACUUCCUUGUUGUGACUCUGAGGCUUCAGCAUCUGGGCCAUGUUCUCCUCUGUUCUCCCGUACAAAAACCAGCACUACGCUGAUCUGAAGAGGGACUGUAUCAAGGACAAGAAGCUGUUUGAGGAUCCAGAGUUUCCAGCCACCAAUGCAUCGCUGUAUUUUAGGAAACCACCGCCUGGUACUGUGCAGUGGAAACGACCAGGGGAGAUCUCCAGCGAGCCCCAUCUGUUUGUGGAGGGAAUCAGCUCCCAUGACCUGAACCAGGGGCUCGUGGGUAACUGCUGGUUUGUUGCUGCCUGCUCUUGUCUGGCUUUGAAGCCAAACCUCUGGAAGAAGGUAAUUACUGACUGGAAGGAGCAGGAGUGGGAUCCCAAACACCCGGAAAACUAUGCAGGAAUUUUCCACUUCCAGUUCUGGAUUUUUGGGAAGUGGGUGGACGUGGUGGUGGAUGACCGGCUUCCUACAAUCAAUGGAGAACUCAUCUACUGUCACUCAAAACACAACAACGAAUUUUGGAGUGCUCUGCUGGAGAAGGCCUACGCCAAGCUCUCUGGCUGCUAUGAGUCUCUGGAGGGGGGAAACACUGGAGAUGCUGUGGUGGAUUUCAGUGGAGCUGUGGCAGAGGCCAUCAACUUGGAGGCAGAAGCUUUCUAUAAGGACCAGAAAAGACAAGACCAGCUCUUUGAGGAUCUACUAAAGGUCUACGACCGUGACGGAAUCAUAAGCAGCUCAAUUAAGGCAGCGCCUCAUGAAAUUGAGCUCAAAAUGGAAAACGGGCUUGUGAAAGGCCAUGCGUACUCAGUGACUGCAGUGAAGAAGGUGCGCUUGGGUCACGGUCUGCUGGCCUACUUCAAGAAUGAAACCAUUCCCCUGAUUCGCAUGAGGAAUCCCUGGGGCAAGACUGAGUGGAAAGGAGCCUGGAGUGACAGCUCCGAGGAGUGGUCGAAGGUUGGUGACACAGAAAGGGGCAACCUUGGCAUCACAGUGGAGGAUGAUGGAGAGUUCUGGAUGUCAUUCACAGACUGGUGCAAGUUCUUUACAGAUGCAGAUGUUUGCCGUAUCAUCAAUACUUCCCUGAUAAGCAUCCAUAAGACAUGGAAUGAGGUUUUGCACUUUGGGAGCUGGACCAAACAUGCGGAGCCACUGUUAAACCGCUGCGGUGGCUGUGCUAACCACAGGCAGACGUUCCUGCAGAACCCUCAGUACUUGUUUGAUGUCACAAAGGAGGUCGAUGAGGUCCUGAUCUCCUUGCAGCAGAGAGACAUGAAGAUCCACAGGAGAUUUGGUCAAGGAGAAAAUUUAACUAUUGGCUUCAGUGUCUUCAAGGUGGAGCUGAACAGGAAGUAUCGGAUGCAUGAUAUCCUGACCCAGAAGUGUGUGGUGACGUCCACCUACAUCAACGCCCGCACAGUGUUUAUGAGAUCCAUGCUGUCGCAGGGCCGCUACAUCAUCAUCCCCACCACCUUCAAGCCUGAGGCACUGGGGGAUUACAUGAUCCGAGUUUUCACUGAUGUGGACUCGGGCUGCAGGGAGUUGACAGAGGAUAAGCCAAAGGUGAAGUGCUGGAGUUCGUUCCUUGGAUAUCCGCAAGCUGUGACUCAUAUCUACGUCCAUGGAGCUGAAGGCCUGCAGAACCAGGACAGUACAGGAGGCGCAGACCCCUAUGUCAUCAUAUCCUGCGAGGGCCGGUCAGUACAAUCCACCGUCAAGAAAGACACAUUGCAACCAGAGUUUGCAACAAGCGGUGUUUUCUACAGGAAGAACCCCAGAAAGCCAGUAACUGUGGAGGUGUGGAACAGUAACCCAGUGAAGGAUGAGUUCAUGGGCCAAGUAGUGUUGUCCGGGUCGGUGAAGGACAUCGCUGAACCUCAGAAGCUUCAGCUGAGGAAACAAGGUCGACAGAUGGCUGACGAGAUGCCCGGUAGCAUCAGUCUGAGGAUCGUCACUUCCAGUCAGCUGACCAACAUUUGACCUCGUCAGUGUCCUGAGAGAGAGCUGAAUCGUUUUCAGCACUGAACUAUGUGGUCUUGUGAAAGUACUCAACAUGUACCAUCACCAAAGCACCAAACCAGUAGUGGCUCCAGCUGUUUUCUACCAUUGUACUGUCCAUAUUUGUAUGCAAUUACACUGAGUAUGUUGACGACUCAUUUGCAAAGUUGAGAGAUGAACAGGGCACUAUAUUGGACAGACUGAAUGUCAGUUCUUGUUAGUUAUUUUUUAUUCAAAUGUUUCAUAUUUCAAAUGAUCUUUAUUACUUUUUAAAUCAUUUUUUUGUAAUUUAAACAGUAUUUUUAUAAUGACGUUUUACAAGCUGCUUGUUAAGAUAUCAUUCCUUUUUUUUUUGCUGUUACACUAUAUAUACUGUGAGUGUUAUGGCAGUAAUUUGUCAUUCAAGUCUUACUAUACAUUCUUUAUAACUAUGGCCUAUAUAUGCAGAAAACCGUACUUUAUGAAUGACACAUAAUUCAUGUAUUGUGUAUACGCCUCCUCCUUUCCUUUCCUCAACUGGUUCACACCGUCAUGUUUUAUUCUCACGAUCAUCAAGUAAUAUGCAAAACCCUGAAAGGCAAAAAGAAUUAAAAGAAAUUCAACCCAAGAAUCACGGUAGCACUACAAGCAUUGCCACAACUCUGGUUUUCUUCCUCUUUUUAUUUCAGUCCAGUUCCCAAACUGCAAUAUUUUGUUUUUUUUUACACUCAAGACACAGCCAUGCACAAUUCAAAGUUCAAAAGGUCUAUUGCUUCAACCACAAUUAAAAAUAGUUUAUCCAAAACCUCAUUUCCCCGUCACUCAUUUGUCCUUUUUCAAAGAUGGGGAAAGGCCUGCUGAGGUAUGCCAGAUGGAUCAGCAGUUUUACAAAGCUAGACAAUAAUAAGAGUAAUAAUAAUAAUAAUGAUAAUAAUUUAAAAAGUAACAUUUUUUGUCUUUGUUCCAUUCUCUUGAUACACAUUAAUAGAGGAAUUUUCACACCACGUGUACAGGUUUACACAUUCAGAAGAUAGGAAUGUACAGGAGCAACCACAGAAAAGGAGCACGUCAGCGGUGUCUCUUGUCCCGAAAUUCACCUUUGUGCUCAUAGUUCAGACCUGUACAUGGGGGCAGAGGCCCAAAUGUCCGAGGGCCGGUGAAUUUUUGCACGAAGCUUCCUGACAGGCCACCUACACCUACCGCACACAUACAUACAUACAUGUACUAACACUCAGCAGUGGUACUCAGGACAGACUGUGUGGGCCCGCACACAGAGUGCUGCAUUCAUCGGCUCUCUGUCCAGAUGAAGGAGUGUCCGAUAAAGCCCAAACAGGAGAGUUGGAUCCAGGAGUGCAGAGACAGCGGUGUGUGUUUGUUUUUCUCUUUUUCAAUUUCCAGGGUGCAAAACAUUUAUUGAUACAUACCAUAGAGCAACCUGAAUAUUGUCAUUUUAAGUUACAUAAUUCUGAAAAAAGGAGGGGGUUUCCCAUCAUAUUUACAUACAUACAUACAUAUCCUAACAAUCUUAACCUAUUUGAGGAUGAGAUACAGUGUAUAGUGUGUUUUACAUGCAUGAAAUCUGUUGCAUCCUCCUGUCUAACAUCACUCCUUCAUCUUCUGUACAUCCGCUGUACAAUGGAGGUACAAUAUGACUAAGCAGCUACCCUGCACCUCAAAGUCAAGGUAGACAACAUGAGUGAGGCAUCUUCUAGCGCAGACUGAGGUAGCCCCCUAACAAACACAAACAUACACACUCUCCCACACACACACACACACAUACACACACACACAGGGAUGCUACGUGGGAAAUGCCUGACGAAGCUACCAAAUAUCGACACAAAGUAGUUUAUAGAUAACUUCUGUACAGGAAUGAGUUUAAACGCUAACCAGGUAUGGAAGGAAUGUUAGCGAACAAUGUGAACCUCUACUACAGUUUCUGUUUUCAGUGCUCAUUAGGACAAGGUACAAUCAUAUAAAAUGGCACUCGCUACGUUGUUCAGGGAUUAGUUAGUGGAUAACACUCCCUCUGUAAUCUGCCACACGUUCCCAAAACUCCCUAUGAAACAUACAGAUCAUAUGAAAAAAAAUUCACAUAAGACACAAUUAAAAGACAAAAGGACACUGAAGCAUGAAUGAGCAGCAUCUUAAAUACAGAAAAGGAGAAGAGGGGGAGGGGGCAGGAGGAGGACAGUUGGUGGUAGACCCUCAUUUGACAUGAAUGUUGUUGUAUAUUCAGUAUUUCUACCUGGAAAGGAAGGGCAGGAUUUGUUGGUAUUGAAUCCAAAAAUGUGUAGUCACAGUCAUGUAAUGUAUUCUGCUGCAAUAUGAGAUAAGGCCAAAAUAUUUACUUGUCCCCAUACCUCUGAAAAAGUAGAGGAAUAUUUUAUUGUAUUGUAUCUUUGCAUGUUGCGGGCAUCUUGAUAUUUCCUGCUUAAGGUUUAAGGACACAUGGAUGCUUGGGGCAUUGGACUUCCAACUCUCUGUAGGUAAAUAAUUACAUGACCUUCUGUUUGCUGGUGUCAAAGCUCAUUGACACAAGCUCAUUUGAAAAUCUGAAAUGUUUAGAUUCAGGAUUACAUGCAGUCAACUUUGUUCCAGCACCCUAAAAAUGACCCUAAAAAGCGAAACAUACAGCGCCAGUCAAAAGUUUGGACACUUUCUCAUUCAAGUGAAUCCAAACCUUUGACUGGCAUUGUAUAUACUGUAUAUUUAA